UUCACAGUCCACUAAAGUAGAGGAAAGUCGUCACUUGUAUUUGUCUACUUGUCUUGUGAACAGUGCAAUUGCAAUUUUUAAUUUUACAAGUGUAAAAAUUAUUUAAAUUUACUUUAAAAAAAAUGACUAGCCAAACCCAAGGUAUCCAACAAUUGUUGGCCGCUGAAAAGAAGGCUGCCGAAAAAGUUGCAGAAGCAAGAAAACGCAAGGCAAGAAGAUUGAAGCAAGCCAAGGAUGAAGCUACCGAGGAAAUUGAGAAAUAUCGUCAAGAAAGAGAACGCCAAUUCAAGGAAUUUGAAGCCAAGCACAUGGGUUCCCGCGAAGGUGUAGCUGCUAAAAUUGAAGCUGAUACUCGUAUUAAAUUGGAUGAUAUGAACCGUGCCAUUGCCUCCCGUAAGGAGCCAGUUAUUCAAGAAAUCUUGCAAUACGUUUACAAUAUCACUCCCGAAAUGCACAAAAACUAUCAUCACAAGAAGUAAAUCAAAUUACAAAAACACAUAAAAUUAUUAAUUAACAUCAGCUGUUAUUUUAAACCACUUUUUUGUUUUGGUUGUAUUAAAAAAAAUAAGAAAAACUCAAAAUUCAUCUAUUUUUUUUGUCUUUAAAAUGUGUAUAAAUGUUACUGCUUAUAAAGUCGUUUUAUUAAAGGCUUUAAAUUUCACUAAACUCUCCUCUUUUUUUCAAAACAAAAAAGUGUUUCUGUGAAUAAACAAAAAUUCCAUUUGAAAAAUUAUCAAAUAUCGUUUUAAGUUAAAAGAAAGACCCCAAAUUUCUUUUGAGAAUAAAAAAAAACAAAAUGUAUUUUUUAGUUCAAUUAAUAUUUAAUGAAAUGUAUUAUUGUUGUUGUUGUCUUAAAAUAAAAUAAACACAAGAAAAAAACAAAAUCCCUACAGCUUUUAGGAGAAAAUAAUGUAACAAUAAAUAAAAGUGAAAUUCACUUAUAACUUAAAAAUAUUCAAACAUUACUAAUAAUAUACAUAUUAUCUGGAAACUUUUAAGUUUUUAAUCAGUUGUAUUAUAUUUAGAUGUCAUUAAAUAUACUACAUAAUAAAGUUUCUCUUAAAAGGAA
Molecule: messenger RNA, 1069 nt
Organism: Lucilia cuprina (Australian sheep blowfly)
Lineage: Eukaryota; Metazoa; Arthropoda; Insecta; Diptera; Calliphoridae
Gene: Vha13
Product: V-type proton ATPase subunit G
Exons: 3
Coding region: 123-479 (118 amino acids)
Biological process (GO): proton transmembrane transport
Cellular component (GO): vacuolar proton-transporting V-type ATPase complex
Molecular function (GO): proton-transporting ATPase activity, rotational mechanism
Source: RefSeq, a predicted model, not a curated record